Molecule: messenger RNA, 3207 nt
Organism: Chaetura pelagica (chimney swift)
Lineage: Eukaryota; Metazoa; Chordata; Aves; Apodiformes; Apodidae
Gene: NFATC1
Product: nuclear factor of activated T-cells, cytoplasmic, calcineurin-dependent 1
Exons: 9
Coding region: 184-3207 (1007 amino acids)
Biological process (GO): regulation of transcription by RNA polymerase II; calcineurin-NFAT signaling cascade; cytokine production
Cellular component (GO): transcription regulator complex
Molecular function (GO): DNA-binding transcription factor activity, RNA polymerase II-specific; transcription factor binding; RNA polymerase II cis-regulatory region sequence-specific DNA binding
Source: RefSeq, a predicted model, not a curated record
UUCCUUUUUGUUUGUUUUUUUUUUCCAGAACACUAUAAUUAUACAUCUUCAAACUUAAAUGCUGGCUUGCCUCUUAAUGUGGCACAUUCCUCAUUGUCAACUCCAUGUCAUGGCCUUCAGACAUCAAAUCCCGUCAUUUCAGUUGUCCCAUCGACAAACCAUCCUUCUGGAUAUGGAGGACACAUGGACAGUGGGGCCUCCGAGUAUUACCUGCCGCCCAACAUCAGACCAAAUGGAGCUCCAGUGCUGGAGAGCCCUAGGAUUGAGAUAACUUCUUACAUGGGACUUCAUCAUAACAACAACCAGUUUUUCCAUGAUGAGGUUGAGGAGGCCAUCCCAAAUGCCAAGCGGUCUCCCUCCACUGCCACUUUGAACUUGCCGAACAUCGAGGCGUACAGAGACCCAUCCUGCCUGAGCCCAGCGAGUAGCUUGUCUUCCAGAAGCUGCAACUCCGAAGCGUCUUCCUAUGAGUCCAAUUACUCGUAUCCGUACACUUCACCCCAGACCUCUCCCUGGCAGUCCCCGUGUGUCUCUCCGAAGACCACGGACACGGAGGAAGGUUACCAGCGCAGCAUGGUGGCUUGCACUUUGCUCGGUUCCCCAAGGCAUUCUCCAUCCACAUCGCCCAGGACGAGCAUCACAGAAGAGAACUGGCUGGGGGCUCGCAACUCCAGGCCUCCGUCGCCCUGCAACAAGAGAAAGUACAGCCUGAACGGCCGGCAGACCUCCUACUCCCCGCACCACUCCCCCACGCCUUCGCCGCAGAACUCGCCGCGGGUGAGCGUCACGGAUGAGACGUGGCUGGGGAACACCAACCAGUACACCAGCUCUGCCAUUGUCGCUGCCAUCAACGCCCUCACCACCGACAGCGCCAUAGACAUGAAUGACGGCAUUCCCAUCAAGUCCAGGAAGACGGCCAUCGAUCACACCCCAUCCAUGAAUCUGAAAACUGAACCAGCUGGCGAGGAUCAUGGGACCAUAUCACCAACUGCUGAUUUGUCACCAGAAGACUACUCCAGCUUUCAGCACAUCAGGAAAGGAAACUUCUGUGAACAGUACCUGUCCGUGCCACAGCAUCCCUACCAGUGGGCCAAACCAAAGUCUCUGUCUCCAACAUCCUAUAUAAGCCCAUCCUUGCCUGCUCUUGAUUGGCAGCUGCCAUCUCACUCAGGACCUUAUGAGCUGCGUAUUGAAGUGCAGCCGAAAUCCCACCACCGAGCACAUUACGAGACAGAAGGCAGUCGAGGGGCUGUGAAGGCAUCUGCGGGGGGCCACCCCAUUGUGCAGCUCCAUGGUUACUUAGAAAGCGAGCCGCUCACGCUACAGCUGUUCAUUGGGACUGCAGACGACCGCCUGCUGCGACCCCAUGCUUUCUACCAGGUCCAUCGGAUCACUGGGAAGACUGUCUCUACCACCAGCCAUGAAACAAUACUUUCCAACACCAAAGUCCUGGAAAUUCCACUUCUUCCAGAGAACAACAUGAGAGCAAUCAUCGACUGCGCUGGGAUCUUAAAGCUCCGGAACUCUGACAUCGAGCUGCGCAAGGGCGAGACAGACAUCGGCCGGAAGAACACACGCGUGCGGCUGGUCUUCAGGGUCCAUAUACCACAGGCCAAUGGCAGGACCCUCUCCUUGCAAGUAGCCUCCAACCCCAUCGAGUGCUCUCAGAGAUCUGCCCAAGAACUGCCUCUUGUGGAGAAGCAAAGCACUGACAGCUUUCCUGUUAUUGGAGGGAAAAAAAUGAUACUUACUGGCCAUAACUUUCUGCAAGACUCCAAAGUCAUCUUUGUGGAGAAAGCACCCGAUGGUCACCAUGUGUGGGAAAUGGAAGCCAAAACUGACAAAGAAAUGUGCAAGCCAAAUUCGUUGGUGGUUGAGAUACCGCCGUUCCGCAAUCAGAGAAUUACCAGCCCUGUUCAGGUCAAUUUCUAUGUCUGCAAUGGAAAGAGGAAAAGAAGCCAGUACCAGCUUUUCACCUACCUUCCUGCUAAUGUUCCAAUUAUAAAAACAGAACCCACAGAUGACUAUGAGCCUACUCAAACCUGUGGACCAAUGAACCAAGGCUUAAGCCCUCUCUCUAAACCAUGCUACAGCCAGCAGAUCAUGAUGCCCCCUGAUCCUGGUUCCUGCCUUGUGGCUGGCUUUGCCUCCUGUCAGCAGAGAAACGCCGUGAUGUCACCCUCUCCCAAUGCAAGCCCCAAGCUGCAUGACCUUUCGUCCUCUCAUUACAAGUGCAUCCCCAACCCGGGCCACAGUCACUUCGGACUUCAGCAGCCCACUGGAGGUGUCCCCACCAUACAGGAAGUGCCAAGAUCUAUAGUUGUGCACCCAAGCUCCCCCGAGCAAUCAUCUCACAUCAUGCUGCAGCCGCAGGUGAGUCAACAUCUGAGCAGUAGCUGUCCCCUUGGUUAUCAACAAACAGUCUAUCCCAACAGUCCCUCUUCUCCAGUUCCAUCUGUUACCCAAGAGCCAACCUAUUUGCAGUCCUGCAGUCCAACUCACUCAUCCAUAAUGGGUCAACAGCAGCAGCAACUGCCGAAGGUUCACAGAAAUGAGUCUCCAACAACCCAACCACUGUCAUUGCCAGAGUUACAUGAGGAAAGUAAUCAUAAUUUGGCCCCUAUUCCUGUAACGAUCAAGCGAGAACCUGAGGAAUUGGACCAGAUGUACCUAGAUGAUGCUACUGAGGCUUUUGUGAGCGAAAUUGACUUGUUUCUCUACCGCCCGCGGCCGGGCGAGAGUGUCCAGCUACACCCUUCAGGAAGGGAGGGGAGCCAGCUGGGCCAGGCGGCGGCCAGGCGGCUGGAGUCCCGCAACGCCGCCUUCCUCACCAGGGCAUGUCCCAGGGGACAGCCAGCUGCCCGGGGAGGCCUGGGGAAGAUGCUGGAGAGACCAGGACUGCACGCUUCCAAAGAAAAGAGCUUCCCUGUGGCUGCCAGACCACGCUCUGUCACCCUUCGCCAGGCUCUGCGCUGGCCUUUCCAGCGGCGGAGGGGCGGGAGGCACGGAAGAAACCAGAUACGGCCUCAGGUUCUCUGCUUGCAAGCAGCCACGCUGCUGUCUGGAAGUACAAGAAGCAGCGACAUGGCUUUGCCACCUGCAGCUGAGCCCGCCAGGGUUAGAGCUGGGCUGCUUAGAAGUUUGAACAACAAAAAUAAGGAAAAAAACCCAAAGUGUUGUAGCAAGAGCUACGCCAAUCAGCCAUGA